Molecule: messenger RNA, 7159 nt
Organism: Dunckerocampus dactyliophorus (ringed pipefish)
Lineage: Eukaryota; Metazoa; Chordata; Actinopteri; Syngnathiformes; Syngnathidae
Gene: rbm33a
Product: RNA binding motif protein 33a
Exons: 19
Coding region: 182-3865 (1227 amino acids)
Molecular function (GO): RNA binding
Source: RefSeq, a predicted model, not a curated record
CACAAUGGAUCGCCGCCAUGUUUGUUCUAUGCUAGUUCCAGUUGUUCACCCCAGUUGUUGUUACAUCGAAGCUCCAAACAUUCCACUCCCGUGUUUUGCGCGGUCGAAAUGGUGAAUUUCUAACAACUAAAUGGUAAACCCAGCGGUGUAGUCAGGCUCGUAGCGGCGCGCUCCACACAUCAUGUCGGCCAGCGAGCAGGAAUAUAACUUUGAUGAAUAUGACAAACCUGGAACUGAGCGUUCACGCAGGAGGAGAGGUGAAGAUGAUGAUCUAGAGAGUGACUUGGAAGAGGAUUUACUGGAGGAAGAUUCACCGUUGGGUAAAAAGAACCUUUCUGAAGAUGAAGAUGAAGAACUGAAUGAUGCUCUUCUUCAAAGCGAUGAUGAGGAUCUAUUCAGUGGUCAGGAUGUGAGCCUCAAUGCCACGCACAGCUUGGACACAUCAUUCGACCCACAACAGAGCCUGCAGGAUGCAGACUACUCAGACGACGUGGUCAACCUGGGAACGGAGGACUACGAGGCACGGGAUGUGGAGCAGGGCUACCAGGAGGAAGGGGGCGAGGAGUACACGGAGCACUACAGCCAGGAUGACGUGCAUGAAGGCCACGUGGAUUACACUGAAGACGUAGCUGAGGAUGAGUUCCAGGAUGAAGUGCUCGACAUCCAAAUCAAUGAGCUCAUAGAUGGCGACUUUCAAGACAAUGAAUACCAAACAUCUUAUGAUGAAGGAGUGGUGCAGGAAGUGGCCCCAGAGGAGGAGGAGGAGUUGGGGGUUGAAGAACAGCAAGCAGCGGAAGACUCAACGGCGGGCUCUCAGGCCUUUGAAACAAAUGUGGUUGAAAAUGAAGGUGUGCCUGAAGAAGAGACAAAGGAGGACUCGGAUGAUGAGGAGGAUGAAGACGAAGGGUCUGGUCGCAUCCGCUUCAAGUCAGAGAGAAAGGACAGCGGCAUUGUGCGACUGGCUGAUACAUGCACAAAGAGGAGGAAUAUCCCUGAAACACUAGAACUGUCAGAGAAGGCCAAAAAAGAUCUGAUAGAGUAUGAGCAACAAGAACGGCAGAGGCGGCAAAAUCGUUAUGGGGGCCGAGGAAGAGGAAACUUUGCUGGCUUUGGAAUGCACAACAUGAGAGGAGGAAGUCGAGGAAGAAUGAAUGACCACAUGUUCCACAAGAGGGGCAACAUGGGCAUGCAGUCCUCUCGAGUGCCUCUCCUGCUCCUUCCCCAUCAACAGCCACUGCACUCUCAGCACCUCCACCACCACCACCACCACCACCAACAACAACCUUCUCGCCCGAGAGGGCCUCCUCCAUUUCAAGAGCACGGACGGCCACACGCACAGCAGCCACUCCAGCCCCUUAUCCCACCGCACAUGACUCACCGAUCGCCACCUGUGCAGCCCCAGAUGGAACCACCCUCACGACUGAUGGGCUCCCCACCACCUAGCUUCCCCCAGCAUCAUAACCAGCAGCAGCAACCGCCGCAGCUGCCGCAGCCGCUUCCGCCGCAGCCGCCUCAACAACCAAAAAAUAUCCACAUUAACCCCCACUUUAGAGGCUCAGCGCCAUCCUCUGUUCCAGUGCCCUUGAUGCCUCCUGCUCCGAGCCAGCCCAGACCCACUGUGGGCCCUCAAAGGUUCCCCGGACCGGGAGACUUCCAUCAGCACAUGCCAAAUAAUUUUGGUCAAACCCAGCGGCCGCCUCAUCACAUGGAGCCCUUCAGGAACCAUCCUCAUCAAGGCCCCCAGGACAGAGAGCCCCUCUUUAUGGGAGGCCCAGAACACGCUGAUCCAACCCACUUUCCAGGGCAGCACAUGUUUGAUCACCGGGGCCCCAGCUCGCUGUUGAACGCCAACCUGCAUCAGCAGCAACACAUGCCCAGUCAGGGACACAUGGGCUUCGGCCAACCAGGACCUGCCUUCAGCCAGCCAGGCCUCGCCCCACCAGGACUGUUUCCUAGGGAACCUCUAAGACCAGGUCUCCCCCCUCCCCAAGGUCACCAGGGGAUGGUCGGCAUGAAUCAACAAGGUCCUCCUCCCAACCAGGCCAGGCCCUUCAUGAGCCCUCGUCAGCCCUUCGGUCAGCAGGGGAACCUUUUCCCCCCACCACAGGCCCAGUUUGGUUUGCAGGGCUUGAUUCACGGACCCCCGCUCUCGCAGCCUCCCCAUCAGGACCCCUUGCCCGCACAUCAGCCCAUCCACCAACCGCCUCAUCGGCAGGAGCUACUCCAUCAUCAGCAGCCACAACAGCUAAAUCUCAAUGAGCCUCCCCCCUUGCUGCAUCAUGGACAAAAUCUCUUCCAUCAACAGCACGGCAGUCCGAGACAGGGGAGCCCCCGCCUUCAAAAUCUCCAGCAGCGCAACAUGUCCAAUAGGCAAAGAAUGAACACACCUGUUUCCAAGCCAAUGCAUCCUCAGCGCAACAGCAACCUACGGGAGCUCCCUGUAGCACCUGGCAACACAAAUAUGAACAGCUCCCGCCCCACCGGCUCCCUUGCCACCAACGUCAGGCCUGUUGCCAAGGCAACACAGGGGGUGCGUCCCAUGCAGAGCGCUCAGACCGUGCCUGGCAGUGGCAGAGGAAGAGGCCAGGUUGCUGCAAAGACUCCCUCACUGCCUGGGGCCAUGGGCAGGACUGUGGUUUGCAAAGAAGUCCCAAGCAGCACAGCACCACAGGAUCCAGAUGAGGAUGAGGAGACCCGGCAGUACCGUAUGAAGCUUGAGGAGCAGAAACGCCUCAGGGAGGAGAUCCUAAAGAAGAAGGAGUUGAGGCGGCAGAUGCAAGCCGGCGUCCGGAAGAAGGAGCUCCUGGACAGGAUCAACACCCAAACUCCAACCCAAAGUCUGGCUCCUUCACAGAAUCCACCAUCUCAACAAAACCAACCAGCACCACCCUCAAUACAGCACCCAGCGAUACCACCACUACAGCAGCCCCAGGAACAAAGACAGCUGCAACAGCAGAGACAAAGAACACAGCAAUCAUUAAAUCAGAUAAAUAAUCCUAAUCAAGGCAACCCCAAUGGCAUGGCUCUUAUGCAAACACAUCGCCCCAAUGUCAAGGCACGCUUGCAGAUGGUAAAGGGAAAUAACCAGCAACCACAGACUCCCAUCCUUGGUCCAGACCAGCAGUGGAGACAGCCCCCUCGAAGCCUGCAACAGCAGAGAAGGACAAGCGGACUGCAGAAUGCAAACAAACCAGGCACUCCUAACCAGUUUGCUCAGGCCCCCCUUAAUAGUAUACCUGUGACUUCCUCAUUGGGGCCUGGUCAGCCCCAGGCUCAAGGACUUAAACCUGGGGCUAAAAGAACUGUGAUGCAGCGAGCCAAGCUUACUGACAGUGAAGGCCAGCAGGUGCCGCAAAAAGUCAGAGUGGUCAAACUUUCAGGCGGGCCUGGAAAGGGACCAGAGGCCAUGAACAUCCCAAUGCAGCAUCAGCAACAAGGUGCCUGGUCAGAAAACCCUCUGAAGCAGGGCAUCCAAAGGAAUAUCACCAUGGCAGGACAACAGACAAGCCAAGGAGUCAUGGGCCACCUGCAGCACAACAGGGUUGUGGUAUCCGGGCAGGGCCGAGGUAGAGGGGGUGCUCACAUGGGUCGCGGAGGGCCCAUCGCCGCCCGACAAGGCCAAAAGGUUACGGAAAAUCAACGGCGUACUGUUACUAUCGAGGGACUCUCUUCAUCCACGAGUGAUGUGCGCCUGCAGAGCCUGUUGAGAUCCAUCGGCCCCAUAGAGAUGUUCAGAAUGAUACCUCAGCAAAGGAAAGCAAUUGCCACCUUUUCAAGUCCCCAGCAUGCAGCAAGCUUUCAAAUGAGCUUCCACAGGCACAUGAUUGAUUUGUCCCACAUUGACGUGAAGCUGAUUGACGGAUGAGGAGCCACGCCGAUAAUGAGAGGAGCUCCCGAUGUGGCGGCCCUCUCUUUCACACCUCCAGCCUCGCUGUAGGAUGCUUUGCCUCCACUGUUUCGGGGUCAGUCAGCCAUCCUUUGUGCACAGAGGCGUCCUUCUCCAACUUUGAACAACAAUAAGACGUUGACUAGGAGCAUGCUCAACGACCCUACCAAUGUGCAAAGUAGAGAAACCACACUUUUAGUCUCGUUUGUGUACAAUGACUCACUCAAUACGUCACACAUGGACAUUAAGUAUGUCUUCUUGUGGGAUAAUGGUUGCUCCCCUCCAUGUCUACUUUAUAAUACUCUAAUAACAUUGGAUUCGAUGAAAGCAGCGUGUUUAUCCGGCAGGCAGAUGUUGUAGUUGGCCGUAUUUCUCUGUAGAGGGCAGCAUUUCGUCACGUAUGUCAAAGCAAGGUGUUUUGUGGCAUAUAGCGCUCCCAAGUGGACAACUAGAAGCACUGGGAUUGAGGAGAAAUGUCUGGGAUGUGGUGCUUUUUUGCUUUUGUCAUGGUUCUGUUGGUUGAAUCAGGAAGACAGAAUAGGUUUGUGAUGACCGUUGAGUGCUUUUAACUGGUUUACAGAUGGCAAACAUUUGGCCAAAUAUGUUUUAUUUGUCUGAUAAAGGAACAGUUGGAAUUAGAAUUUUUAAGAAGCUGCUUUGUAUUUUUGGUUUUGGGUUGAGGAAUAUCCUUUGUUUUUGUUUUUAUGAUUUUAGGAUGCAUAUAAACUCAGAGAAAAAGGAACGCUUGUCUCCUGUAGACCAUUACGUCUACACCGGAUUGCUCCUCUCUUCAAUUAGUCCAAGUUCUGAGCAGUUUGCCUUUUGGAAUGUUGUCAUUAAAAUAAACUCCAUCGGGAUGCUCGACGGCUCCUCACGCGCAGGAAUGCCAACCUGAUCCACUUUUUAAAUUUGCUCUAAUACCCUCCGGCCGCAAUUACCAACCAAAUGACAACUUUUAACCUGUUACACUGACACUAGGUUUAUCAUUUCAUUGGGCAGUAAGUCACAUUGAUAUAGCAUUCAACCUCAGUUUUGUUGCACUGUCAAAUGGAAGGUGAGGGGGCAACCAUUAUCGGUGUCGAAAUGUUGUACAUAGUCACUAUUUACCCCCCACAAGCGUUUGUUUGGAGCUGUAACAUUUUUAUUAUAUGAGCAGAAGGUCCAGGCAUAAAUUCAUUUCUCUAUUAGUUUGUGUCUGAUGUAGAGGCCAAAGUGGCAGACAAAAUCUGACUGGACCGUAUUUGUGUUGACGAGACAGAACAUCUUGAGGGAAAAUAAAAAAGAUGGCCAAUAUAGCCGUGAGCCAGCGGGUAUGUGAAGCCUGUUGAACUGUACGCCCAAAGACGUGUCGCUGUGUGUGAUGUUCAUUUUACAUAUCGUCUUUCACGCGGUCCACGCAACACGCCGCACCUUUUAGAAGGGGGAGUGCCUCCGCCACACGAAACGGGUUAUUCCGUCUCCGUAUGCGUGACGCUAAAAACGACACGAACUGCUGCAAUACCUCAAACCCAAAAAAUGAGAUGUGCUUUUUGCUUCGUUUGUACGUUAACACAGGAAGCAGCGUCAAAGCGGGCAGUCUUCUGCUGUGUUUCUUUAGUUAGCGCAAAUAUUAGCGUGUGGUUACGUCCCAUUACUGCGGCAGACUCCACCCACCGUGCAACCUCGCCAGCAAGCUGUGUGUGUGUGUGUCCGUUCUCUUCUUUAGGACAAAGCACUGUAAAGAUGCUGUAGUCGGGGAUGUCGUGUCUUAAAGGUUGCACCACGUCCCAACAAAGCGCCGCUGAUGAGUGACGCGUUGUCGUGUGACGCUUCCUGUGUGAACGUACUCGAUUCAGCAAAAGCGCCGAUCGGCCUUUACGUCCAGUGCUGUUUCCCUUGCAUCGAAGCAUGUGUGGCUGCACGCAGUGAAGGUCAUCAGGCUUAGACAUGCAAUGUUGUGCACGUGAAACCUCCUGCUGUAUGUUGUACAUUUUUAAUAGAUCUAUUUUCUAUUCCUUUUGUUUUGACUUGAACAGACAGCACAAGGUUAUUUCUUCUUCUGUUGAGUGUUUGUGCUUCUAAAUCCAGUGGAUUUUUUUCUUUUUUUGGUUUAAAUUGAGUACUGACAAUGCCAGUCGUAAUGAUAUAAUAAUACUACUAAUAAUAAUAUAAGACACAUGCUCUUGUGAUGCCACAACAGAUUCAUAUUGAAUCUAUUUGUACCUUUGUUUUUGGAGGGGUUUUCUACAUAUGAUGCACUUUGUUUUCUCUCUGUCACUCGAUCGGGUGCUUUAGAGAUCAAUUCUACCUCGUAAGGUUUAUUAACACUGUUUGCACUGCAUUUUUAUACUAAACUGACUUGUUGUUUUUGCAGGGACGUUUGAUCGGGGGGCAUUUUGCGGAAAUAAUGUAUUUUUUUCCUUCUUCAGGUCACUUCCCCUUUGAGUCCAGGUGGACCUCUGCUUUAUGUAGCACAUCAUUCCAAGGGUUUUGUUUGCUUCUCGUACUGACACGCAUUCACAUCCUCCGACAAGUUUGAUUGACAUGAGUUGUCCACAAAACAUAAGAAUGCUCAAUGUAUUGAUGACACGUGAGGCACAAACUGCAUUAUUCCCUGUUAAAAUGUUAGCACUAAUGAUUUGUUCAUUUUGUUCCUGACUUUCGUGAAAAUAACACUUGAUGUUUGGCUUUAAAAAGACCAGCGGCGAUUGAUUCCGUUGAACGGACCUGUAAUGACCGCCACUCGCCACAGGUGUCGCCAUUAACACGCCAACAUCUUCCCCACAGCCUCCUUGGAGUGGAGUGGGAUGCAGCUUUUGUCUCUUUAUGUGCUCCACUGUGUAACGCUCAUUGUUCCAGUACAGCCGUGCAGCAGCGACCUCGGAGGAACCGACUUUGUCCUUCUUGAUUCUUUCACUGCUUCGCUUUCUUUCUCACACGUUGUCGUCCACGCUGGCCUUGUUCAUUAAGCAGGGCGGCCCUCCCGGAUCACCACUGGAUGGAGUCAGACGCUCUCACAGACUCCUUUACAUGCUUUUUGAAUUUUUUUUUUUCUGUGGAAAAAGACACUUGACUCGCUUUCCGGAAAGUCCAACUUGUUGACCCAAAGCAUCUUGUCAUGUGUGUUGAAACUAUGAUGUACGACAGUAUGACAUGACCUCUGUGCGUGUUUACGAGACCUCAUGAUCGAUGUUGGAUGUACUCAAUUGUCUUGUGUUUUUUAAAGACAUGUUUCAACAAGAUUGUUCAUUUUUAUAUCGCAAAAAAUGACAAUAAAAGAAAGUCAGAAAUGUU